Messenger RNA from Melitaea cinxia (Glanville fritillary), 1823 nucleotides. RefSeq names its product fatty acyl-CoA reductase wat-like. The record is from RefSeq and is a predicted model, not a curated record. The coding region runs from base 1 to 1710 and encodes 569 amino acids. Gene Ontology annotation, cellular component: peroxisome. Gene Ontology annotation, biological process: long-chain fatty-acyl-CoA metabolic process. Gene Ontology annotation, molecular function: alcohol-forming very long-chain fatty acyl-CoA reductase (NADP+) activity. NCBI's taxonomy places the organism in Eukaryota, Metazoa, Arthropoda, Insecta, Lepidoptera, Nymphalidae. The transcript has 12 exons.
AUGAGAGUUGAAACAAAAGAACAUUGCGGGCGGCGGCGGGUGGUGCGCGCGGGGCACUUCCUGUCGCCGCAAGAACAAUACGGUGUGGCAACGUCGCCGUCGCAAUUUGGCUCGCGCGAGUUGGCAUCCACUUUCGAAAAAACACGAGUUGCUAAAAAACCGACAGAACCGAGUCACGCUCGUGGUGAUUCUAAUGUGCAGAAGUUUUAUGAUAAUGCUGUAGUGUUCAUCACUGGCGGAUCAGGAUUCAUUGGCAAACAGCUAAUCGAAAAACUUCUAAGGUCAUGUAAUAUAAUGAAAAUCUAUGUUUUAUUACGAGUGAAGAAGAAUAAAACGAUUGAAGAGAGACUGAAGGCUCUUCUGGACGAUCCGGUGUAUGACGACCUUCAUAAGGAACAACCUAACUUCGUGCAUAAAAUAGUUCCAAUAGAAGGUGAUAUUGAGUCUCUGAAGUUGGGAAUUGAUGACGAGAGUUGGAAAACACUUGCCGAGGAGGUUAAUGUAAUAAUCCACGCCGCUGCUACGGUAAAUUUCAACGAAACAGUUAAAAAGGCUACUUUAACCAACGUUCGGGGAGCAAGAGAAGUACUAAAAUUAGCGGAAAUAUGCAAGCAAUUAAAAUCUCUAGUGCACUUGUCAACAGCUUACUCGCACGCUACAAUAAGUCGUGUCGGAAAAGAGGUUGAAGAAGACUUCUACGAAAGUCCAAUAUCACCAGACAUCUUGAUAGAACUGGCUGAAACAAUGGACAAUGAGGUUCUUACCGCUAUGAUAACUCCACUCACGAAGGACUGGCCUAAUACUUACACAUUAACAAAAGCAGUCGCGGAAGAGCUCAUAAGAGUCCAGGGAAUAGGACUGCCUGUCUGCAUUGUUCGACCAGCUUGUGUGAUAGCAUCUUACAGAGAACCAUGUCCCGGUUGGGUUGACGUCAGAAAUGUGUAUGGACCUAGUGGGCUUGUGCUUGGAGGUGGUCUAGGUGUUCUGCAUACUUUGCUGGUGAAAAAUAGUGUUAAUGUAGAUUUUGUACCAGUUGACAUUGUUAACAAUAUCAUCAUUGUGGCGGCUUACGAGACGCAAAGUAAAUACGUUUCAGGCAAAUGUCAAAUAAAUAUUUAUGUUGCAACUAAAUCUAGAACUCCAGCUCCUAUCGGUGUUUUAAGCUCAGCUCUGCGUAAUGAAGCGAUGAACAUCGUUACGAGUAAAGCUAUUUGGUACUGUUUCGCAAUUGCGACGCCCUACAAGUUCAUUUAUCGAAUACUAACGUGGAUCUUGCAUUACAUUCCUGCUGUCAUGGUCGAUGGAAUCUGCAGGUUAUUUGGACAGAAACCAAGAUUACUCCAAGUGUACAAAAAGGUGUCCUCACUGUCAUCGGCUCUCCAGUACUUCCUUAAUAAUGACUGGGUAUUUCAAGACACUAACACCCUCAGCAUGUCCAACAGCUUGUCACAGACGGACAAAUUGAUUUACAAUUGUGACUUAGCGUCUGUAAAUGCACGUGAACUAUAUUAUAUAUGGGCCUAUGGCAUAGGAAGAUUCAUCGUCAAAGAUGACGCCAAGCUAAGAAAGUACGCUCAAAGAAAGCAGACUGUUUUGAAAUACGUUCAUUAUCUAAUCUUACCUCUUUAUUUAUAUGCGUUGCUUAAAAUAGCAUUGAUGGUAGUAAAGAUUAUAUUACAUGUUACAAAAAUUGAUAGCUAUAUAUUUUAAAAUGUUCAAAAGAUGUACAUUGUGUUAGUAAAAUAAAACACAAACAAAUGUUCUUAAUGUUAAGUGGAGGCGGUUAUUUGUUUAAUAAACUGUGUUUCCUGUGUGUUAUUUCA